CUCAUCUUCAAAACCCGUCCUCGACUUUGUGUUGCUCGAUCCUAGGUCACCAGGAUCGUCGCUUGCCUAGUCGUUGUCCAAUCCGAAAACCUCGAUAAAAAAGCAACAUAAACCCAAAAAGUCGUCCCCUUCGAUCAAACACACCCCACCCUCACCACCUCUCUUCGUCCUUGAUCCUCCUUCACCAUGUCCGCCGAGACUGCUACCUCGCCGGCUCCUGCCAACAAGGACGCCGCCGCUGCCUCGCCCGCUGCUGCUGCUGCUGCCCCCGCUCCCGCUCCUGCCACUGAGCAGAAGGAUGGUGCCGCUGCCCCUACUAUCAACGGCUCUGCUGAGCAGGCUUCCGCCGCUGCUGCCACCUCUCCCGCCGCCGCCAACGCUCAGCGUCAGCAGCCUCAGCAGCAGCAGAACCAGGACCAAUCUCAGAACACGUCCCUCUACGUCGGCGAGCUGGACCCGACCGUCACUGAGGCCAUGCUCUUUGAAAUCUUCUCCAUGAUCGGCACCGUCGCAUCCAUCCGCGUCUGCCGUGAUGCCGUCACCCGCCGUUCGCUCGGUUACGCCUACGUCAACUACAUCAACGCAAACGACGGCGAGCGCGCUAUGGAGCAGCUCAACUACUCCGUCAUCCGCGGUAGGCCCUGCCGCAUCAUGUGGUCGCAGCGUGACCCUGCUCUGCGCCGCACUGGAUCGGGCAACAUCUUCAUCAAGAAUCUCGACGAGGCCAUUGACAACAAAGCCCUCCACGACACCUUCGCUGCUUUUGGUAACAUCCUCUCGUGCAAGGUCGCAGUCGGAGAGCAAGGCAGCCUCGGCUACGGCUUCGUCCACUACGAGACCAAGGAGGCCGCUGACCAGGCCAUCCAGCACGUCAACGGCAUGCUUCUCAACGACAAGAAGGUCUUUGUCGGCCACCACAUCCCCAAGAAGGAGCGCCAGCAAAAGAUCGAGGAGGCCCGCUCUCGCUUCACCAACAUCUUUGUCAAGAACAUCGACCCCGAGGUCAACCAGGAGCAGUUCGAGGAACUCGUCAAGAAGUACGGCAAGGUCACCUCUGCCGUCCUCUCCGUUGACGACGACGGCAAGGGUCGCGGCUUCGGCUUUGCCAACUUCGAGGACCACGACGAGGCCCAGAAGGCCGUCGACGAGCUCCACGACCUCGACUUCCACGGCCAGAAGCUCUUUGCUGCCCGUGCCCAAAAGAAGUCGGAGCGUGAGGCUGAGCUCCGUCGCUCCUAUGAAGCUGCCAAGAACGAGAAGCUCUCGAAGUUCCAGGGAGUCAAUCUCUACCUCAAGAACAUCCCCGAGGAGUUCGACGACGAGCGUCUUCGUGAGGAGUUCGCCCCCUUCGGCAGCAUUACCUCUUGCAAGAUCAUGCGCACUCCCUCUGGCGUGUCGCGCGGCUUCGGCUUCGUCUGCUACUCUGCCCCCGACGAGGCUAACAAGGCCGUCGCUGAGAUGAACGGCAAGAUGCUCGAGAACAAGCCCCUCUACGUCACGCUCGCUCAGCGCAAGGAGGACCGCCGUCAGCAGCUCGAGGCCCAAAUCAUGCAGCAGAACCAGAUCCGUCUGCAGCAGCAGGCCGCCGCCGCUGGCUUCCCUGCCGGCUACCCUGCUCAGCCUCUGUACUACCCUCAGCCCGGAGCUUUCCCCGGCCAGAUGCCCGGCCAACGCCCUCGUCUUGCUGGCCCCGGUGGUAUGAUGCCUCAGGGUCUCCCCAUGGGCGCCCCCUACGGCCAAUUCCCCGCCGGCAUGGUUCCCCCCGCUGGCUACAGGCCCCCUCGCCCUCCUCGCGGCGCUCCUGGUGCUGCUGGUGGCAUGCCCCCCGCUGGUGCACGCCCUCCCUCCAACGGUGCUGCUAACGGCCAGCCCCCUCGCCCUGGCCAGCCCCCCAUGCCCGCUGGCGGUCUCCCUCAACGCGGCUCCAUUCCCCCGGCCGGAGCCACCCGCGGUGGUCCCCGCCCCCCUCCUCCUGCUCAGCCCGCACUCACCGCCGCGGCUCUCGCCCACGCUGGCCCCGAAGAGCAGAAGCAGAUGCUCGGUGAAGCCAUCUACCCUAAGAUUGCUGCCACUCACCCAGACCUGGCCGGCAAGCUUACGGGUAUGAUCCUCGAGCUGCCCGUCCCCGAGCUGCUCCACGUCAUCGAGGAGGAGGAUGCCCUCAACGCCAAGGUGGUCGAGGCGCUGCAGGUGCUCAGGGAGUACGAGAGCCAGCAGGAUGGUGGCGCUGCGCCUACGAAUGCGCCUGCUGAGGGUGACUCGCCCGCCCCGGCUGCUCAGGAGGCGUCGUCGUAA
Jaminaea rosea is the source of this 2295-nucleotide messenger RNA. RefSeq names its product polyadenylate binding protein. NCBI's taxonomy places the organism in Eukaryota, Fungi, Basidiomycota, Exobasidiomycetes, Microstromatales. Gene Ontology annotation, cellular component: ribonucleoprotein complex. The coding region runs from base 187 to 2295 and encodes 702 amino acids. Gene Ontology annotation, molecular function: RNA binding. The transcript is spliced from 4 exons. The record is from RefSeq and is a predicted model, not a curated record.